This is a messenger RNA of Frankliniella occidentalis (western flower thrips), 2193 nucleotides long. Its product is annotated as galectin-9. The transcript has 8 exons. NCBI's taxonomy places the organism in Eukaryota, Metazoa, Arthropoda, Insecta, Thysanoptera, Thripidae. The coding region runs from base 146 to 2023 and encodes 625 amino acids. Gene Ontology annotation, molecular function: carbohydrate binding; galactoside binding. The record is from RefSeq and is a predicted model, not a curated record.
ACUUGGGUUCGGUGGACCCGCGAGCCCGAGCCGCUGCCGAGCCCGAGCCGAAGUCUUCCCUCGACCGCGACGGCAGCGCGCUCUCGCUACUGUCACGGUCGUUCGUCGAGGCUCGGGCGACAACAUUGCGUCCCUUGGCGUCGCCAUGGUGCUCGCGGCGGCUGGAGAGACGACGGCCAAGUCCAGCACCAAGUCCAGCACCAAGUCCCGGGCCUCGCGGUCGUCGCGCUCGUCGGCCCGCGCGAGCAAGCGCGGCGGGGGUUGGUACUGCUGCCCCUGCCCGCUGACAUCUCUGCGGAGCGGCGGCGGCAGGGGCGCGACGUGCGGUCGGGGAGGUGUCGGAGGCCCAGAGGACGGAGGGGUAUGGCCCGCGCCGGCCAAGUUCUACUGCUGUCGCGCCGACCUGGUGGCCGCCAUGGCGAGGGAGAGGACCAACAACAACGAGUCCGCCAAGACAAUGGAUGAGGACAGCGACGGCUACGUCGCGGUCGAGCAGGACGUCGAAGACGACACUCUGGACUUCGAGAUCGCGGAGGAGGCCCUGCCCGACUCCACCUUCAGGGAGGUGUUCGACAGGUCCCAUCAGCAGGACACCGACGAGUGCUGGCAGGUUGCUGAACCGGAUUUACCCUAUGUAGAAAACCUUCCUCAUCAGCUGGAUGCUGGCCGAGCUAUUGUUGUUGAGGGUGUGGUUCUGCCUGAUGCCCUUGGGUUUGCCAUCAAUUUAGCAUGUGGAGCCGGAAACACACCCGAUUUAGCCUUUCAUCUAAAUCCUCGACUGGACAGGAAUUUUGUUGCAAGAAACAGCCGUGUAAAAGGCAGCUGGGGAGAAGAGGAAAAUGCAGCCCUAGGGGGUAGUCCUCUGAAGCGUGGCCAACCAUUUCAAAUAAUUAUUUUGGUGACAGCCACUGGUUUCAAGGUGUCUGUCAAUGAAAUGCAUUUCUGCAACUUCCAAUUUAGAAUGCCUCUCUCUAAAGUUUGUCGUCUGGAGGUUCAUGGGGAUAUCAUACUAUCUACCAUUAAACACACAAGACUGGAAGUGUACCCUGACCGCUCCCUCAGUGCAUUACCUGAACAUACAUUUACCACAAUACCAACCGAUCAUGCAGUACCAUGGAAUUCAGAAAUAAUGGAAAAGGAAAAUUUAUUUAUUGGUCGCUUUAAACCUAAUCUCUCCUCUGGUAUGGAAAUCACAAUACGGGGGAAAAUGAAAUUACUCCCUCAAUCGUUUUAUAUCAACCUACAACAAGGAUGCCAAUUAUGGCCUCAUCCUAAUGUGCAUUUCCAUCUUAAUCCAAGAUUUGUUUCUGAGGACUCAGAACAUGUUGUUAUAGUCAACGGAUGGAUGCGAGGUUCAUGGGGCAGUGAGCAAAGAUAUACCAGAUGUCGGUUUAGGCCUGGUGAAGAGUUUACCAUUGUUAUUUAUGUUGAGGAGCAGAGAUAUCGUGUUAUGGUAAAUGGUCUCCAGCAGGCAGCCAUGUUCCACAGGGCUCCUGCAUCUCUAGUUGAUACAUUGGUAGUAAGAGGAGAUGUCUAUAUAUAUAAUGUAGGCAUAUCUAAAUCUAGCCCUGCCGUUAAGCUAUUACCAUCUCCAGGCAGUCCCCCAGAGAGCUUAAGUGGAAGUUUUGUCCUCAUUCCGGAAAAAGAAGUGGCACCGCCAGUCCUCAGUCCCAGUAGCAUAUCGUCAGAGUCAGCAUUUGACAGCCAGUUGUCAGGUCCAUCAGAUUAUGACAGUAAAAUCUCCUCAAACAUUAGUUCAUCAACAGUGCUAUGUGAUGAGCAUGAAAAAAUAGUAAAAACUCCUACUGAAAGUGUGACUUCGUGCAAAGAAGAGUUAUGUUCAGCUAGUAACAAAACAGAAAGCACUAGUGAAAAAAAUAGUGACAGCUCUACAGAGAUUCUUGAAACACGCAAAGAUGAAAAAAUAGUGACCUUUGACGAAUCACCAGCAUCAGGUAGUAGCUCAUCAGAUGCUUCAAAAAUUGUGGUAAGGUCAAAGAAAAGCAAAGGGAAAAAAACCUAAAAUUUUAUGAAACAAAGUUUCGUUUUGUUUCAGACACAACUAAUCCACUUCCAAAAGCAGCUUUGUCAUUCUUAGUAAUGGCCGUUUUGUAUGGUGGGUAUGUGUUAAGAAAAUAAAUUACAAUUUGCAUAAAUUUGACUUCAUAGAGCCUAAAGAGGUCAGAGGGAAAA